Messenger RNA from Aspergillus tubingensis, 507 nucleotides. RefSeq lists its product as uncharacterized. The coding region runs from base 1 to 507 and encodes 168 amino acids. Lineage: Eukaryota; Fungi; Ascomycota; Eurotiomycetes; Eurotiales; Aspergillaceae. The transcript has a single exon. The record is from RefSeq and is a predicted model, not a curated record.
AUGAACCUCCUCACCACCCUCCCCCUUCUCCUCCCUUACACCCUCGCCCACCCAACCAACCCCCUAACCGCCGCCCUGGACAUCGCCCACGACGCCACCCAAUCCGCCGCGAACAUCAUCUCCUCCACCCCCAAUAUCAUCACCUCGAACGCGCCCUACGACCUCGUCUCCGAUCUCUGCUCCCCAACAGGCGCAAACUACUGCAACCUCGGCAUCGCCACGUACGCACCCAACGGCCGGGUCCAGUUGCGCGAGACCUACGUCUACGAUCGUUCCUGUAGGGGAAUUGGUGCUCUUCCGCAGAGUCUCGAUACGGGCCAUUGGUCUCUGCAUUCGUUGCUGCCGUGGACGGUGGAGGUUGAUGUUAAGGGCGGUGGGAAUAAGCCGGAGGGCGAUGCUUGGUAUGCCGGACGGAAAAUCGAUUUGGGGAAGAAGAUGGCGUGUAAGGAUUGUGCGGGGGGCUUGAAGGAUUGGCAGUGUUGUAGGGUGGCGUUUGAUUGCCGGUAG